GGCGCUGGGCGGUGGCUGGUGCCGGCUGCGGGAGUCCUUGCCCCGCUGUCUCGGGCCGGUCUGUCUGUCUGUCUGUGCCCUCUGUCUGUGUGUCGGCGCUCGGGGCGGCGCCGCUCGGGGCGGUCCGUGCAGGAGGAAGCGCAGCCGGGGCAGAGCGGCCCCGCGGCGGCCGGAGCCGCGCUCGGGGGAGAGCAAAGCCACACAGGCCACACGUGCUGACAAGGGGCAGCGAGAUGGAUCGUGGAGUCACUGUGGAGAACCCCUACGCCAGUGUCAACAUCCCACGGGAACAGUUCCAGCAAAGCUUCAUCACUCGCUACCUGAGAGAUGAGCCCACCAUCAUCACCAACCCCGCAGCCGUGCCCUCCUACGGCACCGAGGAGCAGACUGACCUUGCUAAUGGCUGGAGCAGCCCCACCAUCGCCACAGACAAGUCCUGGUCCCGUCCCUACAACCCCUACGCCAGCCUGAGGAUGCCCAAUGGGGACUCGUCUGCCUCCUUCUACACUGUGACCCUGGACAAGCCACCCAAGGGCCAGGAGCAGGGGGCUGGCAGGCGGUGUGGCUGCUGCAGGUGCUGCUCCUGCUGCCCAAAGUGCUGCUGUGUCAUCUCCUGAGGGCCCUCCCUGCACACACGGGACGUGCUGACCAUGGGAUGGGGCCAGGUGACCCCACAGGGACAUGGCUGCUGGCCUGGGCACCCUGGGAAGCUGUCCUGGCACUGGCAGGGCUGGCACUGGCUGGACUGACAUUGCUUUUUACUUGUGAAUUCUGCAGCAGGAUGUGCUGGUGAUGGGCACCUGCCAGGUGGGCCAUGGGGUCUGGGAACCCUGAGGAUGAUGUGUGCCAGGACAGAUGUCACCAUGAAGUGGCUACACCGGAGACAGGGCAGCACUGUGAGCCUGCAGUCCUGCACAGAGCCCCUGCCAGCCUCCUGGUGCUGGGAAACCUCCACCUGGGAAGGUGUGGGCAGUGCCCACCUGUGGGUAGGUUUGGAUGCUGCAGCCCUGUGUGCAAGGUAGAGGAGGACAGAGGGGCCCGGGACAAGCCUCCAGCUGGCACAAGGACCCACCUCCCCAGAAGUGAGUCAUCCCCCCUCCCACAGCAUCAUGGGGAUGCUGCUGGCACCUGGCACCAAAUUCCAUCUGGGUGCUGCUCCUCCUCGCCAUACUGCCCAUGGGAUAGAGGGAUGGAGAUGGGAAAGACAGCCAGCCAAAGCAUGGCUGAGAGCUGGGCUGUGCUCCAGAGCACAGAGCACACCCACCUGAUGGCACAGCAGGGAUGUGGGCAUUAACAUGCCAGCGCCAGGAAACCUCCAGCCCCAUUCUGUUCCUCUGCCAGGUUUGUGGGGUGCUGGGCACAACCUCUUUUCCCAUCUGGGACAAGUGUGGAGGGCUGGCCCAGCUCCAGCAGUGGGGCAGCACUCGGGCACCUUGCUGGGGAUGCAGAGGCCCAGCAUUCAACUUUUGCAACUGCCUGGGCUUGGAGGAAUGCGGGAGGAGCCUGCUGGCACUUCCCAGUGUGCAGGGGCGCCUCCAGGCUGGGCUUUCGGCUGGGGCAGCUGCCAUCGACCUGGAACAAGCCCGCUGUUGUGCUGGCGUCCCUCGGUGGUGCUGGCGUCCCUCGGUGGUGCUGGCGUCCCUCCGCGGUGCUGGCGUCCCGGGGACGGCUGUGUGCCAGGCGGCAGCUGCUCCGUGGCUGUGCAGAGCUGCCUGCCCUGCGGGAGCCGGGGCUUGGGAGGAGUGCCUGUGUUUGCCGAUGACUUCAGGGUGCUGCAAAUAAAAUUACAGUCCUCUCCUGCCCGGCCAA
This is a messenger RNA of Oenanthe melanoleuca, 1809 nucleotides long. RefSeq names its product cysteine rich tail 1 (gene CYSRT1). The record is from RefSeq and is a predicted model, not a curated record. The transcript is spliced from 2 exons. The coding region runs from base 234 to 617 and encodes 127 amino acids. NCBI's taxonomy places the organism in Eukaryota, Metazoa, Chordata, Aves, Passeriformes, Muscicapidae.